ACACACUCACAUCACACGUGCCUUCUCUUCUUCCUUUUCCAAAUUGAUUCCAAACUUGGGAACACAGAUAAUUAUUAACUGAUGGGGGCGGUCACGUCGUCGAUGGCGGCGAAGUUCGCGUUCUUCCCCCCUAAUCCGCCGUCCUACGGUGUCGGGGUGGAUGCCGUGACGGGGAAGCUGAAGAUGACGGGGGUGGCCACCAGGGAAAACGUCGACGUUUUGAAGCUCUGCACCAGACGAGGGAACACCAUCGUUGCCAUCUACAUUGCAAACCCUUCCGCCUCCUCCACUCUGCUAUAUUCCCACGGCAACGCCGCCGAUCUGGGUCGGAUGUACGAGUUGUUCUCCGAGUUGAGUCACCACCUCCGAGUCAACCUCUUAUGUUAUGACUAUUCUGGUUACGGUCAGUCUUCUGGUAAGCCUAGUGAGCAGAACACGUAUGCAGAUAUAGAAGCUGCAUAUAAAUGCCUGGUAGAAAUGUAUGGGGCGAAAGAGGAAGAUAUUAUUCUGUAUGGCCAAUCUGUCGGUAGUGGACCAACCACAGAUUUGGCUACUCGUUUACCAAACCUUAGGGCUGUCAUUCUACACAGUCCCAUCCUAUCUGGUCUCCGAGUCAUGUAUCCUGUGAAGCGGACAUAUUGGUUUGACAUUUAUAAGAACAUUGAUAAAAUUCCUUUGGUCAGAUGUCCAGUUCUGGUAAUUCAUGGAACAGCUGAUAAUGUAGUUGAUUGCUCCCACGGGAAGCAACUUUGGGAACAUUGCAUACAAAAGUACGAACCCCUGUGGAUUAAAGGAGGAAGUCAUUGUGACCUGGAGCUUUACCCUGAAUAUAUAAAGCACCUCAGGAAAUUUAUUGUGGUUAUUGAGAGGCCACCGUAUAAAAAAACUGGAUCUGAACCGGUUCCUGAUCAACUGGACAGACCUAGGAGUAGCACAGAUUUUAGAGAGAAACCUAGACUCAGUAUGGAUCUAAGGGAGACUUUGAGACGAAGUUUUGACUUCAAAGAAAAGCCAAGGAUAAGCACAGAUCAUAAAGAAAAGUCAAGAGCUGACAAGAAAGAUAAAUCAAGAAAGAGUAUAGACCGCUCUGAGAAAGCAUGUAACGGAGCAGAAAUUCCUGAGAGAGCAAGAAAUAGCAUUGACCGUUUUGGUGAAAUGGUGAGAUCGGUUGGUUUGUGCCAUAUUGAUUGUUUUAGGCCCAAGGCAACUCAUGCAUAAAGAUGACUCCAUGACAAAAGCUUACACGUUGAGGCUGUAUUCUUAAUGAUUAUUUGAUUGGUUGAUGGGUGGUAUGGGUGUUAGGAAAAAGUUCAGUUAUUGUCCGGUUUAAUUUCUGAAGUAAUAGAUGAAAAAGUAAUUUAACAUAGUAGAUCAUGUUUCGCUAAAUCCUAGUUUGGUUAAUAAUGUGACCUGAUUUUAGCAUGCUAACGUUAACCAGGGUAGUGAGUUCAAUUUGUCAGGGUAACCACAUAAACAGGCACUUUACAGUUCUGCAUUGUUAGAUUUACUUCUGUAUUGCUACAGUAACAUGUUUCCUACACGAAAACAGACUGGAUCCAACUUCUCUGCAU
Vigna angularis (adzuki bean) is the source of this 1571-nucleotide messenger RNA. RefSeq lists its product as uncharacterized. NCBI's taxonomy places the organism in Eukaryota, Viridiplantae, Streptophyta, Magnoliopsida, Fabales, Fabaceae. Bases 82 to 1218 code for a protein of 378 amino acids. The record is from RefSeq and is a predicted model, not a curated record. The transcript is spliced from 6 exons.